AUGAGAAUCCCCGAAAAUGUAAUGGAGAAAAAGCCUGCGUCGGAUGUCGAGACGGCAGCACAGCAGGAAUCCGGCGACAACGCCAUGCCCGGCUCCAAUAUCCUGGAUCCGCUGCUGUUCCUGUUAGCUGGCCGACGCGGGGUGCGCUCCGACUCUCAUUUCGCCGCGACAAAUAUCCCAGACGAUCAAGCGAUCAUUUUUGUCGGCCCAUCCGGCGUCGAGGCGAUUAACCACACGCCACUAUGGAAGCGGCUUCUCUGUGGAGUCGGGUGCAUGGAUAGCAGAUGGGGGAUAGUCUGCAUUGUUUUUACCUUGACAAACUCCCUCCUCGCACACUUCGACUCGCCGCCAGAAUCCACAAAUGAGACAGAAUGGAAGGAGAUCCGUUUCUUCUCGCGCCACGUGAAAAUCGCCACCGUGGUCGCCCUCUGUCUAGCCUCUUUCUUCAUCUGGGCGAGGAGAUAUGCCAAACGCCAGGCCGCCGCUGCCACACCUCCCCAGUUCGAUCCAGCCUCCUACCAGUCUCGCUUGGCUCAUGCCAUGACCCAGCGGGGCAUCCAUUACCGGGAGAUUGCACCCGUGACGCUCAUCGAUAUGGAGCGACACCGCAAGAGUGAGAAACGUCUUGUUGAGAGAUUCCAGAUCGAGGGACUGGUCGAUCCCAUGGAGAGUUCGUGGGUUUAUGAUAUUGUGGUGCGCUUUUACAGUAAGGGGAAUGUGUUUUUGCAGUUUGCUUCAGCGGAUAACACGCCAGGGAAGAAGCCUGGGUUGAUUUUGACCCCGAAUGUGGAAAGUUUGUAG
Molecule: messenger RNA, 801 nt
Organism: Penicillium riverlandense
Lineage: Eukaryota; Fungi; Ascomycota; Eurotiomycetes; Eurotiales; Aspergillaceae
Exons: 2
Coding region: 1-801 (266 amino acids)
Source: RefSeq, a predicted model, not a curated record